GAGCUGAAUUUGAAUGGACUCCAGCAGUGUUUUCAUUGGAGGACAGUCAUGUGCUGGCCAUGCAGGGCCAUACGUAUACAGGUAACAGCCUCAAGGCAUGGCUGUGUCUGUUUAUUUACAAUGUCACCCUGAACUUCUCCCAUCCCUCAUCUCUUGCGUAACUCUUUCUGAUGAAGUCUGCAGUUGAGCUGGUGCUGAUGCUGGCGAUGUGCUAGAAAACGCAUCGACAGAAUAGUUACAAACUCCGUCUGUCCAUCGUUGGCCGCUGUUUGGCCUCGCAGUCGAUUUCAUUCCCAUUGUAUAUCGACAGAUACUGUUCUUGAGAAUAACGAAGCGUUCGGGGAAGGAGCUUCUGUCCACCGGCUGAGAAGAGAAACAGUCGAGCAAAGCCUCCGAGGAAGGAGUAGAAAGACUGUGCUCGGGGGCGCACGGGGGCGCACGGGGGCUGGAGAUCUGCCGUCAGCCUCCCAUCACUUGUUAAUCCUCUCCGGUCUCAUACAUUAUAGAUAGACUCACUGGAAGCAGGAUGAACAAACAAGAGGCUCAGAAACUGUGUGUGCGCGCGCGCGUGUGUGUGUGUGUGCGUGUGUGCUCGUGUUUUUUACAUUGCUUAACAAUAUCUGGGGGUUGGUUAACUGCUUGAAACACAUUAAUUGCCAUUGUAUUUCUGUCCACCUGUUUCUAUGCUAAGCUCCUUGGGGUUGCUAUGGUGAUGGAGAUGGAGGGGUGUGACUGUGUAAGGCGAGUAGAUGCUGUAUUGUAUGUGGGGGUUAUCUUGACAAACUGAUUGAACUGUAUGGCUACAUUACAUCAGUGAUUUGACAUGAAUAGUGUAGCACAGUUAGUACAGGUGCCUGGUUGCCUGGUUCCUUGAAAGAAAAAGAGCGAUUGUCAAGAUGGAGUGGUUAUGUAACAAAUCUUUUUUUAUAGCAUUUCACAGAGGAGAAACAAUGCGAGGAAUCAAUGAAAUGCUUCAUUUUAGCACUCUCUAGUGGAUGUCAAAGGUAGUAAAAACAUCGAAACGUUUCCAAUCUGCAAUAAUCCUCAUUUUCCUCUCCCUAUCAUCUGCUCCACCGAACGUCCGGCUUCUCUAAUCUUUCAUAGCUUCAUCUUUCACCCAUUUCUGCUCAUCCAACUCCACUUCUGUCGUGCUGCUUUCUCCUGUCUGCUGUGGAACAUUGAGAUGACCGAAGUGCCCGUGUUGGACUUUUCCUUAUCCGACCGAUCUGGUCGUCGAAACGCCCUGCCGGACAUCCUGGGCUCCCCGGUGGGGCUCAAUCCCACAGACAUGUCCCUCAAGCUGGCUGAGCUGUCUCUGACAGAUGGGCCCGGAGGCGCCCAGUCCCCGAGCACAGAGGACCCUCCGCCCACCCCCCCAGGAGGGACGGAGAGCAGGGGGGGGUCCUAGCGACCAGGGCCUGACAGAAUGCUGCUCUCUCCGAGUCAGAGCCAACACGUUUGGCCCGGUAUGGAUUUGACAACGACAACGAUCAACAGACUGCUUUGAUGAGGCUGUUCACUUUUCCGAGCUGGUGGCUGGCACCAGUCAUCAUGUCAUGGGUUUGAAGGAUGUGGGAACGGCAUCCAACACUGAGAAGAGAGAUGGCGAGGUGAGAUAGUAGGUAUAGAGAAAUCGUUUAAAGACCAAAGAAAAAUGAAACCUGCUUAGGAGAUAGCAAAAGAAGGAGAAUUGAAUUAGACAUGAGAACGAGGGGAGAUCUGGAGUUGAUUAUACCUGCCCCCUUCAAAGAAGGCUUCUAUGACAUCAUUAAAAGCAGGCUGUGGUUUGUCAGCCAACCCGGCAGAUUUGUGACGGUAUUGUUAUACGGAUUUGUUUGUGAGCGUGUCUGUGUGGUGUGUUUGCGUUACUGUGGUCUAAGUAAGAUGGCUUUCUAAUAAGGGAAGACAAGAUGGACGCAAAAUAAAGGAACUACACGCCCAAUGAACAGAGAUCAUCAAAUAUGUAGCAUAAUCCUUCUCCCAGUCUGCUAAAAGCUAUAGCGUUAAGAGCUUAAUCCCAUGAAUAUCAUGUCCUGAUUGACGACCUCUCAAUCCAGGGACAGGAUUAUUGACACUGCACUGCUAACCUAAUCCCAAUGCUGUUAUUACUGUAAUGAGCUCCUUCAAUGACAGGCUUCACGAUCAUGUAGUUUGUUUAAGGGGGUUUCACAAAUGACUGUAGAUGGCAACGCCAAUGUUAAACGUGCUGCUAAAUGUGUUGAUAUGCAGUAAGCCAAAUGGGCCACAUGGAGGAAAUACAUGGAAGUUCUGUAACAGUAUUAGGACAUAUUUGUUGUUUCUUGUGGAUUUCGUGAAUCAUGUUUCACUUUGUGCCAUCUUCAGAGUAAACAACAAAAUUGGUCUGAAGGUUUUUAAGUGAAUCAUGUUCUACUGUUGAAACUGUAUAUUUAUGUAAUUUCUAUCCUAAUAAUAACCUUGUCAUCUACUAAUGGUAAUAACAAUGAUAAUGCGACCAUGCACUCAGAUAAACCACACAUUCAUACCACAACACAGUAGUCUUUGUGAUGUUGUAUGUGCAAUAUCUGUGUUGGCAUUUUAUAUAACAAUUGUAACUGUACAUGUUUUGAAUAAAUACGUUAUUUUCUACGCUC
Osmerus eperlanus (European smelt) is the source of this 2612-nucleotide messenger RNA. Its product is annotated as cAMP-dependent protein kinase inhibitor alpha-like. Bases 1184 to 1408 code for a protein of 74 amino acids. NCBI's taxonomy places the organism in Eukaryota, Metazoa, Chordata, Actinopteri, Osmeriformes, Osmeridae. Gene Ontology annotation, molecular function: cAMP-dependent protein kinase inhibitor activity. Gene Ontology annotation, biological process: negative regulation of cAMP-dependent protein kinase activity. Gene Ontology annotation, cellular component: cytoplasm; nucleus. The transcript is spliced from 2 exons. The record is from RefSeq and is a predicted model, not a curated record.